Zingiber officinale is the source of this 781-nucleotide messenger RNA. RefSeq names its product cyclin-B1-2-like. NCBI's taxonomy places the organism in Eukaryota, Viridiplantae, Streptophyta, Magnoliopsida, Zingiberales, Zingiberaceae. The transcript has 4 exons. Gene Ontology annotation, biological process: proteasome assembly. The coding region runs from base 167 to 589 and encodes 140 amino acids. Gene Ontology annotation, cellular component: cytoplasm; nucleus. The record is from RefSeq and is a predicted model, not a curated record.
UGUUCGCAGAUUUUCCCGAUCACCCCUUGCGCGAAUCGUAACUGAUCCGACGGGUGUGGCUCAUCUUAACGACGGACGACGGCUUGUUGCACGGUCAUCAAGCAGCCACUCACCGACGCACUUCCGGACAAGUUCGGGCGAGAGAAGGAAGAGAGGAGAGGAGGAGAUGUCGUCGAAGUCAGUGAUCGACCACGAACUGUCGGCGAAUCACGACGUCCUCCGCUUCGGUUUGCAUGCUGUCAAGGGCGACAUCGUCGGAUCCCACCCCCUCCAAUCCCUUCGCGACUCCAGGAGUAGAUUAUGGGAGGAGAAGAAGCGCCUGUUGUUGGAUCUUACCUAUGGAUCAGCUUUCAAUCUGAGGAGGGAUCUCGAUGCCCAAAUUCUCUCCAGAUUUCAGAGACCUCCUGGAGCACUGACAUCGUCGAUGCUAGGCUUUGAGGUUCUCACUGGUGGCUUGGACGACUUUGCUUUUGAGGAUUACCUCAAUUUGCCACAAGAUUCAGAAUCCAUCAGACCAUCAGACCUGCAUCAUGCCAUGGAAGUUCGUCUUGGUGUAUCGAAGGGACCUGUCUUCCCAAGUUUUAUGUAACCACACCCCUGGGCUGAACCCUAAUUGUCUAAGUGAAUCCAUUUGGGAACAAAUUAGGUUAUUGAAAUUAUCUCCCCUGCUUUAUAGUAACAUUCAUAGCUUUAACUGGAUGGAUUUUUUUUGUAGCAGAUUGUAAUAGAUAAGAGAACAACUUUUAGACUCAAAAUUGCUCAAUGAUUUCAAAUUUAGUUU